Molecule: messenger RNA, 1933 nt
Organism: Chironomus riparius
Lineage: Eukaryota; Metazoa; Arthropoda; Insecta; Diptera; Chironomidae
Source: the annotation of a GenBank genome assembly
CCGAAAAAAAGUCGAAUAGCUUACAUUUUAAUCCUUAUCAUAACUUUCAUUAUUCUAUACCUAGAAAGCAGUAAAAGUCCAGAUUUUGAAAGUAAAAUUAAAGAAAUUAAAGAAAAAGGAGGAAUUUUUCUAGAAAAUAUUCAAAAUAAUGAUGCUGAGAUGACAAAUAACUUAAAUAGACAUGUGUUUUUUAUCGACGGUGACGGAGAGACAGAAGCUGUUAUCAGAAAUGCUAAGAAGGCAUGCAAUAUUGAAGCUGCAGGUAAAACAGACUUGUUUGUAUUGAGUUACUACGUUUGAAUGAAUUUGUUGCUUAACAGACUUUUUUCUGAAAUUGAGAAAAAAAAUAUUUUGACUAAAUUAUAAUAAGAUAAAUUGUAUAUGUGGCUACUUUUUAUUUAUGAGUCAUGACAAGCUAGAUUUGAGAACUUUUAAACUUUUAAACUAGAAUUUCGCACUUAUCCAGAAUUUCCUAUAAUUAAUAAAAAUUGAUAACCGGAUUAAUGCUCGACAUAUGUUCUUAAACAGCUGGUAACGAUAAAGUUCUCAACAUUAAACUACUAAGUACCUGUACAUCAGGGAAUUUAUGGAAAAAAAGCUAUGCUCUACUGCUCCUGCUGUAAAUAAAAAUCAUUAUUUAAUAUUCUUACAUCCCCGAAUAGCACAAGUCGAUUAAUCGAAUAGAAAUCCGUCGCCCAGCUGUCAUGACUCUGGCAAGGUGAUAGGUUUGAUUUAAAUUUAGCACUAUGCCAGCGUCAUACCGGCUUGGUGCUAAUUUUAUGAUCGAUUAACCGACUUAUGCCUUUCGGGAUCUUAAUAAUUUCAGCCAACCUCAAUCCAGACUAUACAAUUCAUUUAAUAUUCUUAACUCCAACACAUCAAAUGAUGCUACGUUAUACAACUUUGUUGAAGGUCCUAAUGUCAUAUAAAAAUAUUAAAAUUCAAUUUAUGAAUGUUAAGGACUACUGCAAAGGAACAGAACUAGACAGCUGGAUUAAAGGAGAUCCAUUUUGGAAAUAUUCGACUGGACAAAUUGCAGAUGUUAUGAAAAUUAUGAGCGUUUUUAAGUAUGGAGGUGUAAUCAUGAAUUUCGAUACUUUGUCAAUACGAUCAUUACAUGAAAUUGACCAUCCGAGUUUUGCAUGUUCAGCUCAUGGAAGGUUUGCAAUUUAUGAUGGAGUUGUUCGACUUGAUACGAAAUUUGGAAGCAAACUUGCUUUAGGGUUUUUUGAACGACUGCAAAAAGCCUUCCAAAUGAUUCCAUUGUCAUCAGGUGAGGAGAAGGAUGAGUUCAUCAAUAAAGAGUCUGAAGACCCUCACGAUCCACAUCGACUUCUUUCAAAUACACUUCAGUCAUCAUGUCCUGAUGUCAAGUUUCAUAGCAACACAUCUGUUGAGUGCGAUGAUAUUUUGAUUUUCCCAACAGACAAAUGUGCCCAAAAACUAGGCAGAAGUCGCAGCAAAAUGUUUAUGUUAAAUAAUAAGAAAUUUCCUCAAUCUGAAGUGUCGAAUUCCUUUUUUGUCAACAUUGAAACCAAAGGCAGCAAUUCAGGAUACUUAAAAAUUUAUAAACGUUCAGAUUAUGCCAAACUAGCAAGAAAAUUUUGUCCAAAAGUUGUCAAGUCUUCUGGAAAGUUUAUCUAAAGCAUGUGUAGACAUACUAAGGUCUGGAAUUUUAUAAAAUAUUGUUUACUAACGGAAAUAUUUUCAUACAAAUAAGUAAAUAGUUCAUUUGUGUCAUCGAUCUCAUUUCAAAACAAAUGACGAAAAAAAUAAUAAAUAAUAAAUAUCAUGUGAUCGUGUUGAUUUGAAUGAAAUAAUUGAAAGUAUUCAAAAAAUAUGUUUUUUGCCCUAAAUUUUAAUAAAUGUGUUAAGUGACGUCAUAAAUUAAUGUUUAUCAUCUCAGAUUCGCUGUCGCUAUUGUAAAAUUUUA